Molecule: messenger RNA, 735 nt
Organism: Capsicum annuum
Lineage: Eukaryota; Viridiplantae; Streptophyta; Magnoliopsida; Solanales; Solanaceae
Exons: 2
Coding region: 1-735 (244 amino acids)
Molecular function (GO): protein dimerization activity
Source: RefSeq, a predicted model, not a curated record
AUGAAUGAUACCAGCAUUACUAAUACAGAAAAAAAUGUUGGUUGGGAUUCGCUCAAAGAAAAGGUUGAGGCGUUUUGUAUUAAGCAUAGUAUUCCAUUACCCAAUUAUGAUGAGCCAUAUGCUAACUCGGGGAGAUUACGACGUAAAGUAGUUGAUUAUACUACUUUGCACCAUUAUCGUGUGGAUGCGUUUUAUAAAAUUAUUGAUUGGCAGCUACAAGAACUUAAUGACCGCUUUAAUGAGGUGACAAGUGAUUUGCUUAAUGGUGUAGCUUGCUUGAAUCAAAUUGAUACAUUUUCUAGUUUUGACAUCCAAAAGAUAUUGGUGAUGACUAAAUUAUAUCAUGAUGACUUUGAUGAGUUCAAUAUGAGGGUUCUUGAGAAUCAACUUGUUAAAGAUAUUAUUGAUGUUCGUGAUAUUGAUAAAAGAUUCUCCAAUUUAAGCGGACUUAGGGUACUUUCAAGAAAGUUGGUUGAGACAAAGAAGCACUUAACCUAUCCUCUUGUAUUUCUUUUAGUGAAGUUUGCUUUGCUUCUACCCGUUGCCAUUGGAUCAGUUGAAAGAGCUUUUUCGGCAAUGAAGUAUAUCAAGAAUGAUUUGCGGAAUCGAAUGGAUGAUGAAUUCUUAGAUGGUUGCAUAGUGCCUUAUGUAGAAAAAAGAGUAUUUAAGAAUAUUUCUAAUGAGUGUAUUAUAGAAACAUUUCAAGGGAUGAAGCGUCACCGAAUGCACUUGUAA